Messenger RNA from Rhincodon typus (whale shark), 1333 nucleotides. Its product is annotated as ras-related protein Rab-19. NCBI's taxonomy places the organism in Eukaryota, Metazoa, Chordata, Chondrichthyes, Orectolobiformes, Rhincodontidae. The transcript is spliced from 3 exons. The record is from RefSeq and is a predicted model, not a curated record. Gene Ontology annotation, molecular function: GTP binding; GTPase activity. Bases 1 to 654 code for a protein of 217 amino acids. Gene Ontology annotation, cellular component: trans-Golgi network.
AUGAACACAGCAGCGACUGGUGCAGACGAUGCCUUUGACUUCCUCUUCAAGAUUGUACUGAUCGGAGAUUCCAAUAUUGGCAAAACGUGUGUGGUCCAUCGUUUCAAAACAGGACUAUUCAUUGAGAAACAACAGAAUACCAUUGGAGUCGACUUCAUCGUAAAAACAUUGGAUAUUGAGGGCAAGAGAGUAAAGGUGCAGGUAUGGGACACAGCUGGACAGGAGCGAUUUCGGACCAUCACACAGAGUUACUACCGCAGUGCACACGGAGCCAUGAUUGCCUAUGACAUCACCAAGCAAUCCUCCUUCAACUCGGUGCCACACUGGGUAAACGAGAUCCAGAAAUAUGGUGCUGCAAACGUCGUCCAGAUGUUAAUCGGAAAUAAAGCUGACCUGAAGGAAAGACGUGAAGUUCCCUUCGAGGAGGCCUGUAACGUGGCCGAGAAAUUUGGGCUAUUGGCCGUGCUGGAGACGUCAGCCAAAGAAGCGCAGAAUGUCAAUGAGGCCUUUCUGCUGAUGACCCGUGAGCUGCUGGCAAGGAACGGGCUCCACUUGCCCAGUGAGAGCACUCGGAGUACUCUGCAUUUAGACUCCCGGCCGCUCAACACCACCGUGCCCACUGAGAGAAGCUCCUGCUCCUGUUCCCCACGGUGAGCAGCGCAGACAAUUUCACCUGGGAGCCCAGUUUGGAUUCUGUAGGAUUACAGUCUCUGGAAUUAUUGGCUCCAUCUGCUGGAGCACGCUGAAGCCAACAGUGCUCGGCUGAUGGUUGGGAUUACAAAUAAAACUUGAGCUACAGUAACACCAGAAGAUUGUUCCUUCGAUAUCUGGUCAGCUAUCUCUUCAAGACUAUGCAUCCGAUUAAAACCUAUGUCAUUUCAUGGAGCUUUACUGAAAAGCAUUUGAAAAGUUAGGUGCAAGUCUUAAGGGAGCAGCUCACAUUCCCAUGAGACAACCAGCAAAAUUAGUUCCACUAGACAUGUAUGUGACUCAGGAAUCAGGGUGAUAGGUGGGGCAUAACUUCAAAUAAAGUCAUGUUCCCAAAUUGGAGGCUCUUGCUUGUUUCCUUCUUGCAUCCAUGCUGCUGGAAAUGCAAAGUUGACGAUUCUCUGAGGUACAUGCACAGCAAAUUUUGGUAUAGCUCCUCGCACAGAGUGACACUCCCUCAGCACUAACCCUCCGACAGUGCGGUGCUCCCUCAGCACUGACCCUCCAAUAGGAGGGUCACAUGUUCAGCACUGACCAUCUGAUAGUUGGCACUCCCUCAGCACUUACCUUCUGACAGUGCGGGGCUUUCUCAUCACUGACCCUCUGAUAGUGCAACCUUCCUCCA